This is a messenger RNA of Lodderomyces oxycetoniae, 1800 nucleotides long. RefSeq names its product putative AAA family ATPase (gene YTA6). The record is from RefSeq and is a predicted model, not a curated record. Gene Ontology annotation, molecular function: ATP hydrolysis activity; ATP binding. Lineage: Eukaryota; Fungi; Ascomycota; Pichiomycetes; Serinales; Debaryomycetaceae. The transcript has a single exon. The coding region runs from base 1 to 1800 and encodes 599 amino acids.
AUGAUAAAGUCGUUACGACCUCUGACGAAUGGUAAUAGCCUUUCCAAUACAAAAGUCCCAGCUAUAAAGUUAAAACCCAAAUCCGUGCAACAAGCAUCUCAAGCAGCAAGUGUUUCUUGGCUGCGACCACAGAUAUCUUCCACAUCUGUAUCGUCUAGAAUUGGCGGCGAUAUAACUAGUUAUUUUGCAGAUUUUGAUCAGGAUACUUAUAACAUAAACGGGAAUAAUGGUAGCAAUAGUAGUAGUAAUUGGGAAAGAACAUAUUCAAGAACAUCUUCAGGCUUGUCUGAGAAAUCAAUUGAAGCAUCCAACUUGAUCGAUUUGGACGAUAUUAAAAAAACACAAAAGAGCUCAAAUAAACUAUCGAGAUCAGUAGAUGAUUUGACGAUAAAACCUAUAAAUGAAAGCCCGCCGCUGCGCGUAAUAAAACCAAAUGGAUUACUGGUUUCCAAAUUAGAGCACAUUUCCAAGAGUACGUCCGAUGUACCUGCAAAAACCACAAAAACGUAUGUUUACAAUAAACCCAAACCUUUGAACUUGCAAAAAUUAAUGCAACAACUGAAAAAACAAGCAACGAGUCAUUCGCAUCCAACGAAACCAAAAUCAAAUAUUACUUAUAACUACGUGAAAGCGCCGCCAACAAAAAGCAAGCCAGUUACUUUGAAGGAAACAUCAAUAAAUGGCAAUAGUAAUUUUGAUGGUAACGGACCUGUAAGAAAAGUAGUGGCAGCAACGGCUAAAAAACAAGAAGGUGACGAUAUUCCCAAUAGUCCUACAAUGGAUGAUUUACUUAGUGGAUACGAUGAUGAUGAGGCCGAGCCAACUUGGAAUUGCUCUGCCAAGACAAUUGAAAAAACGCAGGAUGCAUUGAUUGCAUCUAUCAAAGGCAUAGAUCCUACAGCAGCAAAACAAAUACUAAAUGACAUUGUUGUACAUGGGGAUGAAGUUUACUGGGAUGAUAUAGUUGGAUUGGAAGGUGCCAAAAACUCUUUGAAAGAAGCAGUUGUGUACCCCUUUUUAAGGCCCGAUUUAUUCAAAGGGCUAAGAGAACCAACGAGAGGCAUGUUGUUGUUUGGACCUCCAGGUACCGGCAAAACUAUGUUGGCGAGAGCUGUUGCUACGGAGUCGAAAUCCACAUUUUUCAGCAUUAGCUCAUCAUCGUUAACCUCUAAAUAUUUAGGAGAAUCGGAAAAACUAGUCAAGGCGUUGUUUUUACUAGCGAGAAAGCUUGCCCCGUCGAUUGUAUUUAUGGAUGAGAUUGAUUCUUUACUUAGUUCGAGAACAGAAGGAGAAGUUGAAAGUACUAGAAGGAUUAAAAAUGAGUUUCUUGUUCAGUGGUCAGAGUUAUCUAGCGCUGCAGCAGGACGCUCACAUGAAGAUGUGUCUCGCGUUUUAAUCUUGGGGGCUACUAAUUUGCCAUGGUCAAUUGAUGAAGCAGCAAGGAGAAGGUUUGUUAGACGACAGUACAUUCCUUUGCCUGAGGCCGAGGCUAGAAAAACACAAGUUGUCAAAUUGUUGCAACAUCAAAAAAACACUUUAUCCGAAAAAGACUAUGAAGAGUUGAUGAAAUUGACAGAGGGAUUUAGUGGCAGUGAUAUGACUGCAUUGGCUAAAGAUUCAGCAAUGGGGCCCUUAAGAUCAUUGGGCGAUAAAUUGUUGUCAACACCGACGGAUCAGAUAAGACCUAUCAAUUUAGAGGAUUUCAAAAAUAGUUUAAAAUACAUCCGACCAAGUGUUUCAAAAGAAGGACUUCACGAGCAUGAAGACUGGGCUAAGAAGUUUGGUUCCAGUGGCGCUUAA